Molecule: messenger RNA, 5477 nt
Organism: Myodes glareolus (Bank vole)
Lineage: Eukaryota; Metazoa; Chordata; Mammalia; Rodentia; Cricetidae
Source: RefSeq, a predicted model, not a curated record
GCUGGCCGCGGCGUGUGUGAGUUGCGGAAGUCGCCGGCGGUGGAACACCUCACCCUCGGAGCACUUCAGGCUGACCGAGCGGUGGUAUCACCUCAACACCGCGCCCCCCAAGGCCCCGACAGCAGGCUGGAGUUUACCCAGGCUCCGGCUCCUCUCUCGCCGGUCUUUCAAACUCAGGACAGAAGUCACAAAAAGGUGAUCAUCCCUAAUCCCAGCCGGUUUCCUGGCCUGGGCGUUUUCUAAGGCGCCCAGGCAGUGUCAGUGCCCUCUCCUGCCGCCACCUCUCCAGCCACGGAUUAGCGAGUACCCACUGCCUGCUCUGCAAAGUCUCCUGUCCUCCCGUUCGAGAACAAGUUUAUUUUCCCUCUGCCUUGGAAAUCUUGUCCCAGAGAUCCAGAGUACCUUAGUUUUGUGUAUCUUUUCUCAGCUUCUAGAGCACUCCUAGAAAUACUGGCUGCCUACAGGGCUAAGAGUCUUGUUCUUGACCUAGCGGGUUGUUUUGUUUUAUUUUCCUUUUGGCAGGUAAUAGUUGUUCCAGGAAUUUAUCCAUUUGAUCACCAGUUCCUUGGCCAUCUCUAUGUAACUUCCCCCAUCCAUCUGCGUCCAAUUUCCUCUGGGGUCCAUUCUCCAGCCCCCAGUAGAUCUGGUCAGUCCCACCUCUGGGUGGGAGUGAUCAGGGGGCUCUGGCCCAGGAUUUCCAACCCUGGAAGGCAGUUCCAAGACAGCGAGAGAGUUGGGCGUCGGGUACGAACCUGGCAGCUCAGGAGUGGGCGCUCCACUCACCCCGCACAAAAAGAUGAAAAAACGCAAAGAGCUUAAUGCGCUGAUCGGCCUGGCUGGUGACAGUCGGAGAAAGAAGCCCAAGAAAGGUCCAAGCAGCCACCGCCUACUUCGCACUGAACCCCCUGACUCAGAGUCGGAGACCAGCUCAGAGGAAGAAGAGGAGUUCGGAGCGAUUGGAAAUCGCUCUCGUUUUGUCAAGGGAGAGUACUUACGAUGCUGCAAGAUCUGCUAUCCCCUCUGUGCUUUUGUCAUCCUCGCGGCCUGUGUCGUGGCCUGUGUCGGCUUGGUGUGGAUGCAGGUGGCUCUCAAGGAGGAUCUGGACGCCCUCAAGGAAAAAUUUAGAACAAUGGAAUCUAAUCAGAAAAGCUCAUUCCAGGAAAUCCCCAAACUUAAUGAGGAACUUCUCAGCAAACAGAAACAACUUGAGAAGAUUGAAUCUGGGGAGCUUGGCUUGAGCAGAGUCUGGAUCAACAUCACAGAAAUGAACAAACAGAUUUCUCUGUUGAGUUCUGCAGUAAACCACCUGAAAGCCAAUGUCAAGUCGGCUGCAGACUUACUUAGCCUGCCUAGCACUGUGGAGGGACUUCAGAAGAGCGUAGCUUCCAUUGGCAAUACUUUAAACAGUGUCCAUCUUGCUGUGGAGGCAAUACAGAAAACUGUGGAUGAACACAAGAAAACCUUGGAAUCACUGCAGAGCAGUCUGGAGACCAAUGGAAGCAACCAAAUCAUGCCACCAUCUUCAGCUACAUCAGAACUUGACAAUAAAACCCACAGUGAAAGUUCAAAACAGGAUAUCCUGUACCUUCAAAACUCCUUAGAAGAGAUCAACAAUACUGUAGUGGCAUACCAGAGACAGAGUGACCUUAAAUUCGAGGGGAUGAACGAGACACUCGGUAAUCUGACACAGAGGCUCAGCCUGGUAGAAAGUGAUGUGAUUGCGCUGAACAAGGCAGAAAAAAGAGCAAACCUGACCUCCAGCGUGAAAGAAGAUAAUUCAAAUUCUCAGGUGUCCAAGCUGCGAGAAAAACUGCAGCUGAUCAGUGCUCUCACAAACAAACCUGGAAGCAACAGGGCUCCGGAGACCGCAGAGGGAGAGCAAGUACAGAACUUCACAUCAGAUCCGUCAACGCUGCCAAAAUUUUCACACUUUCUUGGAGACCAAAUUGAGACCCAGCUAAAACCUAUCUCCCUACCAGGGAUUUCUAGCAUCAAAGACCUUCAGGAUUUAUUCCACAAGGCUGGUCAAGAUGCGGUGGAUGGGAUGCUGACCUAUCAGGAAAUCUGGAAUUCCCUAGGUUCUGGCAUGCCAAGACCGGAGAGCUUGAGAGCCUUUGAUUCCAAUGGAGAUGGAAGAUACUCCUUCCAAGAGCUAAGAGUAGCUUUAGGUAUCUAGUAUCGACAGGCAUAUUUUGAAAUGGAUUUGUACCCUGGACUACCUAAAAUCUACUUACCUAAAAGAAAAAUCCUCUUGACUUAUCCAUCAGCCUUCCAGCCCUUCACACUGUUGUAGCAGACACAUUGCCACCUUUUAACAUGUUUGAAAAUGCUAUUUAAAAAAGUUAUUUUUUUAAAAAAAAUACUUAUAAUAUGAUGUUUGGAAAUCUAUGAUUUCCUGAAGCCAGAAAUAUCUUGUAACUUAAAAGUUGCCAGGAGAAAAAUAAUAAAGCCCUCUAUCUCUUUCCUGUUUUUGAGGGGAAGAGACUUUAUCUUUUAAAGUUGCAAAGUGUAUAUAUAGAGAUAAUAAGUCACUGUUUAUAUUUCAUAUGAAUUUGCCUUAAAUUAGCUGCACUUUAUAGAGCCUCAGAAUAUGUCUUUUCUUUGAAAGAUGAGUCUUUUCUGUUUAUAAAUACAUAAAAUGAAAGAUUGUGCAUAUUGUAUUGAGUCAGAAGAAGGGCUUUGAACAGGAUGAACAAAUGAUUUGUGUGUGAUUGACAGUCUGCUCUGAGUGGCAGCUGAAGCUGUUCACAUCUCGUUCAGGUAACCCUCAAAGGCCUUGGUGCCACCAUCCGGUUUGUUUGGUCUGGGAGCUGGGGCAUCAAUUCACUGAGUGGAAGCUGUGCAGAGGAUGCCAGCUCCAGGUGCAGGAAAAUCAGACUCCAGGUUAUUGCUUCUAUUCCUAACAUAAAAAUCAGAAAAGUCUUGUUGGGAUUUCCCUCAUUUUUAAUUAUCUCUCAAGGUUUAUGAGCAUAAAGGUUAUUCGGUGGGGAAUUACGUUUUCCCCUCGAGCAGGCUAGAUUUUGUCUUCUCUACCAACACACUCAAGACUACCUUAAAGUUGUAACUGCCUACCUGUGGCACCAUCUCCAGUCUGGAAGGCAAAGGCUCAUGUCCCUGGUCACUAUAUCAAAGUGGUUGCAGAGCAUUAGAGAACAGCUCUGAGUUUUGACUCAGGAAACAACACCAUCUGGAAUUUUACCUCUGAGCUAACCAAGAACUUGUUUUAUUUCUUGUCAGGACACUGUAAGGCAAAUGCAGUCAAAUGAAAUGUGAAAUCCUAUGCUCUGCUCACCGGUGUCCACUCAGAAGUAGCUGUAGGUUCUCUGUCCAGAGGAUGCCACAGUGCCAAGCAGGCUUGGAGCAGGGGCCUUCCGGUGAUGUUGGCAGUUUUUCCAGAUCUAAAAAACAAGUACAAUGCUUCCCCGUUUGCAUACUUUGUGAGCAAGUCACAAAAGGUCUGACUAGAAGGAAAUCACCAAUGUCACUAUAUGUUGAGAACACUUCCAGUGUUGUUCUUAGGUGUCUCUGGCAACAUGAGAGGAAGACCACACAGAACCUCCCUUCACCGUAGCCAGUCAGGGAAACACUGGAGAAGCUGCGGUGCUGCGGGCUUCUUUAGUACUGAUCAUUCCUGUGUAAUUGUGUUCCAGUUGCCCCGUCAGCUGUGGAUAGUCUAGUACCCUUAAACCUUUAAAGAUGUUUGGGUUUGCUUUGGUUUAUUUUUGUAUUUUAUUUCCUUUACAUGCUAUUCAUCUUGGUGUUGACUUCUUUUCCCUAGACAUAUUAAAACUCAGUGAAGGCAAGAUAAAGUUUUUUUGUGUUUGUCUUCUUAUCUCAUGUUUCUUCCUCUUUAAAGUUUUUGCCUUAACAUUUGCCUUGCCCAUCUAGGCUGUCACUUUCUUGGAAAGGUUGAAAAUACACUUCAACAUUAGCCUGGCACUUUCGUAACUCGAAGGUAACUCUUGCUCUUCUGGCUGCCUUCUGUACUCCCCUCUUUUUAAUAUAUAGGUAUAUACCCAUACAGAUUUUGUAAUAACCAAAUAAAGUUCUAGCAAUAAAUUGAAUUAUUCUGCUAUAUUUGUAUAUAUUGUAACAUAAAUAGUAUGUCUGUACCUGGAAGGUAUUUUUUUUUGAGAACUGAUUUAUAUGAUAUAUACUGAGGGUAAUGUAGCUUGUCCUUUUUAGUUUUAAGUUUUUAUUUGUAGGCAGAUACUUUCAAGACACCUUAACUCUUUGUGGUAUAUGCUUUCAGGGGAGAAGCAGGGUUUGUUUCUUGGUCUUUCUUCUGUUCUUCCUCCUUCAAGCUUGUCUGCCAGCCUUACCCCCGAGCCAUGCAUUGUCCCCUACCCUACCCUACCAAGUUGACCAGAGGUAUCCAUUACUGUCCUCUAGCCUAUGAUAACUCAUCCUGCCUGAGGCAUUACCAGAUCUCCAGGGUAGAGGUAGGUAUCUUAUCCUCCUUUGCUAAAAACUGGAGAGACUCACUGGCUUAGGAGCCUCAGACGCCUAUCACUCAGUGCAGACUGGGGUUUUCAUUUGUAUGCUGUUAACUUGUGCAUCGGUGCCUUGUUUUAGUCAGGCUUCACCAGCCACAGAUCACCUCUAAGAGAAGAACCGGAUGGUGGUGGUGAGUUUGGCUUUGGGUUUAAAUCCUGUGGCCUUGCCAAUCAGCAGCUCUUGAGUGCUUACCACCUUAGUUUCUUAAAGCAUUGUUCCUUGGCCCUUUGCUUCAUUGCUGUGUACCAUCUAGCAUUAUAUUUGCUGAAUAAUCUUCCUCAAGCUAUUCGUGGUAGUACAUGCUUAUCACUCCAGCCCCUGGGAGCCUGAGGCAGGAAAAUAAUGAGUUCUAGUCCAGUCUGGGUUACACAGUGAGAUCUUGUCUCAAAAAAAAGGGCCUAGCUUAGAGAUGACUGCAGUGACAUUUAAGAAGCAGAACAACGCUUGGCACUUGAAUGAGUCUGAUGCGAAAGAGCUGAGGAGUGGACAGUCGGAUUUCACUGCCUGCUCUUUCCCCUUCCACCAUAGCCUUCUCUUUGUCAUUUCACACAGCCCUAUCAGCCUCCCUCUCUGGUCCCAGCGGUCACAGUUGAAGAUUUUGUUUGUGAUAGGCUCACACUCAUAAUGGCCUGUUGAGUUGUUUUUAGUGACAGCUUUUGUUUGCUACACACCUCAUUGGCUUGCUUACCAGCCAUCUAGAUGUGGUCCCUUCUCUCAUAGUCAAGCCAGAAUACAUUUGGGUAUUCCUGAGACUUGAGAGAGCAUGUAUUGUUUGUUAUAUGAACCUAACCUACCUUGUUGUUUUCUCAUAUUAAGAAAUGUAAGUCUACUUUAUAUUAAUGGAGCUAUUUUGGUAAUGUAUAAGCAAUUUUGGUUCUGUUUAGGGAGUGGAUUCAAGGUUUCCAUGAUUUCAUUUGAGCUUUACUGACUUCCUAUCAGUAUGGCCAUUUUAAUUUAAAUAAAACAUUUCCUUUCUCUCA